AUGAAGUACACCAUCGCCCUCGCUGUUUUCGCCGCUGGCGCCCUCGCCCAGUCCAGCACCAUCACCAGUGCUCCCGCUGCUCCUUCGGCCUCGCUCUCUCCGGAGCUCCAGUGUGUCGCCAAAUGCGAUGAUAGCGACGUGACCUGCAAGGCCGCUUGCCUCGGAAUUGCCCGUCCCAACGAGAGCCAGGCCAUCGACACCAACGAGUGCGCUGCCAAGUGCGAUCAGGGCGACGGAUCCCCCGAGGCCACCGACAAGUACGCCAAGUGCCAGCAAGACUGCUUCUACAGCCUCUUCCCCUCUUCCCAGACGAUUGCUCCCUUUGCCCCUGGCGGUGCUUCGACUGCUGCUGGCGCUGCCGCUUCAGCUACUGACGCCGCUGGAAGCGCUGCUGGAAGCGCUGCCUCUUCUGGUAAGUUUUGGCCUCCCCCAUCUGCUUUUGGCGGAUCUCUAGAUAUUGAUACUUCAUGAUAGGUGCUUCCCGAACAAACGCUGCCGCAUCUGGUGCCUCCAGUGCUGCUUCCGGUGCAUCUAGCGCUGCCUCUGAAGCCGGUUCUCAGCCUUCCGGAAAUGCUGCUGGCUC
Periconia digitata is the source of this 583-nucleotide messenger RNA. The record is from the annotation of a GenBank genome assembly. NCBI's taxonomy places the organism in Eukaryota, Fungi, Ascomycota, Dothideomycetes, Pleosporales, Periconiaceae.